Meira miltonrushii is the source of this 3204-nucleotide messenger RNA. RefSeq lists its product as uncharacterized. The transcript is spliced from 2 exons. Lineage: Eukaryota; Fungi; Basidiomycota; Exobasidiomycetes; Exobasidiales; Brachybasidiaceae. Gene Ontology annotation, biological process: trehalose biosynthetic process. Gene Ontology annotation, molecular function: catalytic activity. Gene Ontology annotation, cellular component: alpha,alpha-trehalose-phosphate synthase complex (UDP-forming); cytosol. The annotation marks the transcript as partial. The record is from RefSeq and is a predicted model, not a curated record.
GAAUUUCCCACACUUUCAGAAAUACGAGACGAGAUUCAAGACUUCGAACAGGAUUAUGCGGGAAGACAUCCCGAUGAGCCAUUAUCGGGAAGGAUCAUCCACGUAAGUCAUUUCAUCCCAUUCGUGAUCAGAGCGCUGGCAGAAGUAGAAUUUGAAAAGAAGCGGGAAGCCAAAGUGACCGCAACGGCAACCGUUGCGGCAAUGGCAGCAGCUGCAAGGGCGAAGAAAGCAGCUAAAUUAGCCGGUGAAAUGACCGUUGGACAAGACGGUAGCGGCCAACAUGGCCCACGCAAAGGCUCUUUCUUGGAAGGGAUGAGCGAGACUACAGAUAUGGACAAACGACUUGCCGAGAAUCAAGCGCGAGCCAAAAUACGAGCAGGCAGAAAGGCGUGGAUGAUGACACCGAUGCUUCAAACAGACGAGAAUGCCAUUGAUGAGAACGAGGAGCUGGAGAUUAAUGAUCGCUUCACACCUGUUGGCUCUCGCCGUGGUUCAGUAUGGACGGAAGCCUCGAAUAUGGCGAACGAGACAGAGAUACGCUAUAGCGCUGUAUCUGAUGAGAAUUCCCCAUUGCGGACCCCACCUGCGAUAAAGAAGAUCGAUUCUCCGCCUCCACCGCCUCCUCAAUGGGUAUUAACACCACGUCGUGGACAUACUGCUUUGAACAGUGGUAUUCGCAGCCUAUGUGCUACGCACAAACAAACAUACAUCGGAUGGCCCGGAGAUAUCCACUUUGCAGCCCAGGCCAAGAAUGAUGAGCGAAAAAGUGCAUCACAAACAACACAGGAUGAACGCGCUCAAAUUGAACGAAUUUUAGCAAGCUUAGAUAACCCCAAGAAUUGGGCAGCUCAAGAGAUUGGUGGGACAGCAAGUCACGAUAAAGGAGAUCAAUCAACCCGUGUUCCUUCACCACGGAUGAAUGGUGCUGAGCCGAUUGAGAUCGAUGCGGGAACACACAAGAAACGUAAAAGUGGGAACGAGGCACAAUUUGGCAUAAAAUACGUUCCCGUCUGGCUUGAUGAUGAUAUUGCUCAUGGUCAUUAUGAAGGCUAUUGCAAAACCACUCUCUGGCCAUUGUUCCAUUAUCUUCUAUGGCAAGAUGUUUCUGGAGAUCGAAGAGAGUGGGACACGUUUACCUGGGACGCAUACGUUGCAGCCAAUGAAGCAUAUGCAAAGAGAAUCGCAGAGCAAUACCGACCAGGAGAUUUGGUUUGGGUGCACGACUACCACUUGUUGCUCGUUCCACAAAUGUUGCGCAAGCUGGUACCUGAUGCACAUAUCGGUCUCUUUGUUCAUGCACCUUUCCCAAGUAGUGAAAUCUUCCGUUGCUUGCCAAGACGCCGUGAGAUUAUUGAAGGCAUGUUGGGAGCCGAUUUGGCAUGCUUCCAAGCAUUUUCUUACUCAAGACACUUUUUAUCCUCUUGCAUUCGCGUAUGCGGAUUCGAAGCGUCAUCGAACAGUGUUGAAUCGUAUAAUGGUCACGUUACAAAUGUGUCCUAUAAUCCGAUCGGUAUUGAUGCUGAAAAGAUUGCCAAAGAUUCUGCUGCACCGGGCGUUGCGCCAAAGAUUAAAGCAAUUCGGGAGAUGUAUAAAGGCAAGAAGAUCAUCAUUGGUCGGGAUAAAUUGGACGUUGUACGUGGUGUGAUUCAAAAGCUGCAAGCAUUCCACAAGCUGUUGGAAGAGUUCCCACAAUGGCGAGACAAUGUUGUCUUGAUCCAAGUUACUGCACCAAGUAUGAAUGAUAAUCCAAUGCUUGAGCGACAAGUCUCCGAACUAGUUGCCCAUAUCAAUGGAGAAUUUGGCAGUUUGAGCUUCACACCUGUCCACCAUUACCAUCAAAUCAUUGAACGAGAUGAAUACUUUGCCCUGCUCAGUGUGGCAGAUUUGGCAAUUGUUAGUUCGUUGCGUGAUGGAAUGACGGCAAGUACGAUGGAGUUUAUUGUUGCGCAAAACAAUCAUGCAAAAGCGCCCCUUUUGCUCAGUGAAUUCUCUGGCAGUGCAGGUCGUUUGCGAUCAGCAAUUCAGAUCAAUCCAUGGGCAACGUUCAGCAGUGCCAAAGCAAUCCAUCAUGCUUUGAUCAUGUCCGAUCAAGAGAGGUUCAGAAGACAUGAAGAAUUGUACCGUCAAGUUGUCAUGCAUACUUCGCAUACGUGGGCCGCUACCUUGGUGAAACUUUUGGUCGGUCAAAUGCUUACCGAGCAAUCUGCUCAUUCUACCCCACCUUUGGACCGUAAACGGUUGGUAAAAGCACAUCAUGCUGCACGUAAGCGUUUGUUCUUGUUGGAUUACGAUGGUACAUUAACCCCAAUCGUACGCGAUCCCGAGACUGCUUUACCAUCUAAACAGUUGUUGGAUGCAAUCAAGACGCUAACAGAAGAUGAAAGGAACGUGUUCUACAUCAUUUCUGGCCGUGACGAACAAUUUUUGCAAAAGCACUUGGGUCAUUUUGAACGUAUAGGAUUCUCGGCUGAACAUGGAUCGUUCUUCAAAGAACCUGGCAAAAAGCAUUCUAUCAAUUUGACGAAGGAGUUGGAUAUGACCUGGAAGAAGGACGUGAUCGAGAUCUUCAACUACUACGUUGAACGAACAGCAGGAAGCUUUGUCGAAGAGAAAAAAGCUUCAGUUACGUGGCAUUACCGUAAUGCUGAUCCUGACUUUGGUUUAUUCCAAUGUCGCGAGUGUCAAAAUUUGUUGGAUAACUUGAUCGCACAACAAGACAUGCCUGUCGAAGUUUUGGUGGGUAAAAAGAACUUGGAAUGUCGUCCUUUGGCGGUGAACAAAGGAGAAAUUGUCAAGCGAAUCCUUUACAGCAACACCGAUGUAGAAUUCGUCUUUUGUGCCGGAGAUGAUCGAACGGAUGAAGAUAUGUUUCGUACAUUGAAACUGAUCGAAGCAAGUGGAUCGUCUGGCAAUGUCAGCGUUCCAUCAAGCGUUCACGGUAGUCCACAAAAUGAAAUUCAUGGAUCUCCACCCGUUUCAGCCACUUUGAUCAUGUCACCGCCAACGCCAUUGAAUUCUUCCACGCCAAUGGGAUCCCCAAAGCCUCUCGCACUGAAGCCAAAUGGUAUCUAUACAUGUGCAAUUGGACCGAGCAGCAAGAAGACGUUGGCCAAUUGGCAUGUUGAACAAGUACAACGAAUCAUUGACUCCUUGUCCGAAAUGGCCGAUCUGGCUGAUCCAGCAAAGGAUGCACCUUCCGAUUCU